Molecule: messenger RNA, 1329 nt
Organism: Nymphaea colorata (pocket water lily)
Lineage: Eukaryota; Viridiplantae; Streptophyta; Magnoliopsida; Nymphaeales; Nymphaeaceae
Product: protein PAT1 homolog
Exons: 1
Coding region: 1-1329 (442 amino acids)
Biological process (GO): P-body assembly; deadenylation-dependent decapping of nuclear-transcribed mRNA
Cellular component (GO): P-body
Molecular function (GO): RNA binding
Source: RefSeq, a predicted model, not a curated record
AUGGUUCCUCUUACAGGUUCAUCUGCAGCUGAUUGGUCACGGGAACCAGAUAUUUCAAAUUGGGCAGACCAGAAAAUGAUGGAUUCUAGUAGUACCCAUUUGGGAAAGAGAUGGUCAUCUCAGCCGCAUCCAUCCUCGGUGAAACUCACUGAAUCAAAAGAACAACUGUAUAGAACUUCAUCUUACCCUGAACAACUACAACAUCAUCCUCAUUCUGACCCCAUUCUUGUGCCCAAGUCAUCCUUCAGCUCGUAUCCUCCACCUGGUGGUCAGCUCCAUGCUUCACCUAAUCAGUCGCAAUUUUCUCCUGGAAAUCCUCUGUCUUUUCCUGGACCGAUCAUUUCCCAUCCUCCCUACGGAAUGCACUCUGGUAAUGCCAUGCCUCAUCAGUUCUUUCCUCAUAGACUUCCAAAUAAAAAUGGAACCCAUCAAAAUAAUUGGGUGAACCAGAGAAGUGUAUUCUAUGAAAAUCAUGUGCCACCUUUGCCUGGUAUCGUGCAUCAGCAGUUACCGUCCAAUGGGUUGAUGUCUUCACAGUUACUGCAGCAGCAGCAGCAAAGACUGCAUUCUAUGCAGGCACCGUUAUUUAAUGUGCAUUCGUCUCCUCCAUCUCACAUGAUGAACAAGUGUGAACCUAUGUUGGGGAUGCCAGAUGUUAGAGAGCAAAGACAAAAACCGUACCACUGGGGGCGCCAACAAGCAGCCAAUACGCGAUUUGGUCAAUCAAGCUUUGAUACAAGUGGCCAACGAAGUGAUAAUGGUUGGCCUCAAUUUCGUUCAAAGUACAUGUCAGCUGAAGAGGUUGAGAACAUUCUUAGAAUGCAGCAUGCUGCUACUCAUUGCACUGAUCCAUAUAUAGAUGAUUACUACCAUCAACCAUGCCUAGCCCAAAAGUCUGCUGGAUCAAGGGUGAAACACCAUUUUUGCCCUUCACAUUUGAGGGAUAUGCCUCCACGUGCACGUGCAAAUUCAGAACCACAUGCCUACUUGCAGGUUGAUGCACUUGGGCGUGUUCCAUUUUCUUCUAUCCGAAGGCCUCGUCCUUUGCUUGAAGUUGAUCCACCUUCAUCAUCAAAUGAUAUCACCUUUGAUCAAAAGCCUAUUGAGAAACCUCUUGAGCAAGAGCCUAUGCUUGCAGCUAGGAUCAUGAUUAAAGAUGGACUUUGUCUUUUACUGGAUGUUGAUGAUAUUGACCGUGUGUUGCAAUUUACUCAGCCACAAGAUGGUGGUGCCCAUCUUCGACGGAGGAGGCAGGUUCUUUUGGAGGGGCUAGCUGCCUCUUUGCAACUGGUUGAUCCACUUGGCCAUAGCAAAAGGCAGCCAUCCUGA